Messenger RNA from Carica papaya (papaya), 1047 nucleotides. RefSeq lists its product as uncharacterized. NCBI's taxonomy places the organism in Eukaryota, Viridiplantae, Streptophyta, Magnoliopsida, Brassicales, Caricaceae. The record is from RefSeq and is a predicted model, not a curated record.
AUGGACAAUCUCAGAGAUAAAACCACCUACAUUGCUAUUUUCACUCUUAUCUUCUUCGGCUUACUCUAUAUCUUCCUCUUUGACCGGCCUGGAACUACUUCUUCACUCCUCUUUCCAGAUCGACGCUCCAAUUGCCAACAUUCAACCUCUGUGAAUUUAAUUACAGGUUACAAGAACGAGCUGGACGUGGCGCUGGCGAAGGCGUCGACGGAGAACAGGACUCUGAUAAUUGCGAUAGUAAACAGAGCUUACGUAGAGGGAGAUAAGCCGAUGCUUGAUCUCUUCCUCGAUGGUUUCUGGCUCGGCGAAGAUACACGGGGACUGGUUGAUCACCUGCUGAUUGUGGCCGUUGAUCGGACGGCGUACGAGAGAUGUAAGUUUCUCCGGCUACACUGUUACAGACUGGAAACCGACGGUUCGGAUCAUUUUGAUGGAGAGAAAGUUUACAUGUCGGGUGAUUUUAUCAAAAUGAUGUGGAGAAGAACUCUUUUCCUUGGGGACGUAGUCAAACGUGGUUAUCAUUUCAUAUUCACGGAUACUGAUGUAUUAUGGCUAAGGAAUCCAUUCCCAAAGCUAAGUUUGAACGUGAAUGAAGCCACUGAUCUUCAUAUCAGCGUUGAUAGAUUCAAUGGUGAUGAGUGGUCCGAAGCCAACCCCAUAAACACUGGAUUUUACAUGGUGAAAUCUAAUAACAAGACAAUUUCAUUAUUUGAUUCCUGGUACGAGAGAAGAAACAACAGUAAGGAUCUAAAAGAGCAAGAUGUGUUGGAGGUGAUGAUGCAUGAAGGUGUCUUUAAACGAUUAGGGCUUAAGGUUAGGUUCCUCAACACACUCUUCUUCAGUGGGUUUUGCCAGGACAGCAAGGAUGCCAAAGCUGUCACCACCAUUCACGCUAAUUGUUGUCGCACCAUCGGUGCCAAGGUGGCUGAUCUAUUGGUUAUUAUUCAUGAUUGGAAUAAGUUCAAGAACUCAUAUGUUACCAAUCACACAUUUACAAAUUGGGGGACGAGGCAUGUGGCAUGCGCCAAUUCAUGGAAAAAGAAGUGA